AGUUCAAUGUUAAUGUUUUUAUUUAAUAGUUCUGGUUAACACAAGUUAUCGCCGGACAAUUCGUCUGAUUUAUUUUUAUCUGCAUAUAAAUUGUUUUCACAUUCAUACGUUGAAAUAUUAUUACACAAAAAAAACAGAUUUAAGUUAAUUAAAAGCAAUUAAGUUCAACAAAUCGGUCUAUAUAAAGUCUCCCAGAAAGUUGAUGCGGAUAAUUCGUUACGUAUUUAUUGUUUUUAAUAAGAGAAUCUCAAAUUGUUUUUGUUCGACAACACAGAGACCUUGUAGAUUAAUAUAUGAUUUAAAUGUGGAUCGUAAUAUCAAUAAAAAGUCCUUAUUUAUAAAAUAAACACAGGCAGUAGACAUUUUCAAUAACCCUGUUUAAUUUGAAAGUAAAUAAUCGCAUCCAAGGUUAUUAAUUCUUACAAUCAGUGUCGACGUUAAUAGUAUUAUAUUUUAUUUCAAUAAUAAUUGUUAUCGUUUUAAAUGCUUAAAAUGGAAGUGAAAGCUUACUACGAUUUUGUAUUGCCUUUGGUUCGAGAAGCAGGACAGGAAAUUGCAGCAGCCAAAAAUUUCAAGGUUGAAACAAAAGAUGAAAUAUACGAUGAAGUAACCGAAUACGAUAGAAAAAUAGAAAAUAUAUUGAUAAGGAGAAUCAAAGAAAAAUGGCCCCAUCAUAAUUUUAUUGGCGAAGAAGAAUCUCAUAUGAAUGGCAUAGGAGAAUUAACAAGAAAUCCAACAUGGAUAAUAGAUCCCAUAGACGGUACAUCGAAUUUCGUAAGGAAUAUGAGAGAUACCUGUAUAUCAGUUGGAUUGGUUAUAGAUAAAGAACAAAUCAUGGGAAUUGUUUUCAAUCCUUUCAACGACGAAUUAUACACCGCGGUAAAGGGUCAAGGGGCUUUUCUUAAUGGGCUACGCAUACAUGUUAAUCAAGAAAAAGAUAUCAAAAAAUCUAUUUUCAAUUACGAAUUGUCUCUAGCGAGAAAUCCAAAAUAUUACGAAUUGUACAUGUACAGACUAAAACACUUGAUCCAAAUAAUUAACGGUUUUCGUUCUCUAGGUUCUGCGGUACUAGGUUUAUGCUAUGUUGCCGUUGGAAGAUUGGAUGCUUACCAAUGCGAUGGAUUAUACCCGUGGGAUGCAGCUGCCGGUGUUCUUAUAGUUAGGGAAGCGGGAGGAUAUGUGUGCGAUACCCGAGGGGGAGAAUUUGAUCUGAUGGACCCUAACUUUUUAGCAACUUCAACGAAAGAAUUAUCAGAUCAAUUUAUGGAAAUUGAAAGAAAGGCCGAUGAAGAGAGACUAAAUGAUUUAGAAAAUAAAAAACCAUUUAAACCGUAAUAAUCAAACUUAAGCUAGAUUUCACUUAUUAUGGUAUUAUUGGUAUGAAAAUAAAUAUAUAUAAACACA
Messenger RNA from Diorhabda carinulata, 1404 nucleotides. Its product is annotated as inositol monophosphatase 1-like. The transcript has 6 exons. Gene Ontology annotation, molecular function: inositol monophosphate 1-phosphatase activity. Lineage: Eukaryota; Metazoa; Arthropoda; Insecta; Coleoptera; Chrysomelidae. The coding region runs from base 484 to 1335 and encodes 283 amino acids. Gene Ontology annotation, biological process: signal transduction; phosphatidylinositol phosphate biosynthetic process; inositol metabolic process. The record is from RefSeq and is a predicted model, not a curated record.